Molecule: messenger RNA, 3134 nt
Organism: Solea senegalensis (Senegalese sole)
Lineage: Eukaryota; Metazoa; Chordata; Actinopteri; Pleuronectiformes; Soleidae
Product: kelch-like protein 28
Exons: 6
Coding region: 163-1878 (571 amino acids)
Molecular function (GO): protein binding
Source: RefSeq, a predicted model, not a curated record
UUGUUAAAAGCUCUCGUUGGUAGCUUUGAGGCUCGGUUGCUUGGUAGUAGGUUGUUUUGCUGAUAGCGGCUUGGAGUCCCCAUUUGUAGCCGCUGAACUCCGACACCGUAAAAUCGGUCAUUAACGUCACAGCGGCGCGCAGGACGGGCCUACAGGUCACAGAUGGACCAGCAGGACCAAUCCUAUAUGUUUGCCAGUCUGACACGGCCUCACUCAGAGCAGCUGCUGCAAGGCCUCCAGCUCUUGCGGCAGGAUCACGAACUAUGUGACAUUGUCCUGCGUGUGGGUGAUGCCAAGAUCCAUGCCCAUAAAGUAGUGCUGGCCAGCAUCAGCCCUUACUUCAAGGCUAUGUUCACGGGGAACCUGUCUGAAAAGGAGACUUCUGAGGUGGAAUUCCAGUGCAUUGAUGAAACUGCAUUGCAGGCUAUCGUCGAGUAUGCCUACACUGGCACUGUAUUUAUCUCCCAGGAAACCGUGGAAUCUUUGCUACCGGCUGCCAACUUACUCCAGGUUAAGCUAGUGCUCAAGGAGUGCUGCUCCUUCUUGGAGAGCCAGCUGGAUGCUGGAAACUGUAUCGGCAUUUCCCGUUUUGCAGAGACGUAUGGCUGUCAUGAUCUGUGCCUGGCUGCUACCAAGUUCAUCUGUGAGAACUUUGAGGACGUUUGUCAGACAGAGGAGUUUUUUGAACUGACGAGGGCUGAGUUGGAUGAAAUUGUGUCAAAUGACUGCCUUAAAGUGGUCACAGAAGAGACUGUAUUUUAUGCCCUGGAAUCAUGGAUCAAAUAUGACAUAACUGAGAGACAGCAACACCUGGCUCAGCUGCUGCAUUGUGUUCGCCUUCCGCUCCUCAGUGUCAAAUUUCUCACUCGGCUGUAUGAAGCCAACCACCUUAUACGAGAUGACCACGCAUGCAAGCACCUGCUCAAUGAGGCCCUCAAAUAUCAUUUUAUGCCUGAACACAGACUCUCCUAUCAGACUGUGUUGUCAGCACGGCCCAGGUGUGCGCCGAAGGUGCUGCUUGCAGUUGGAGGCAAGGCUGGACUGUUUGCCACAUUAGAAAGCAUGGAAAUGUAUUUCCCCCAGACGGAUUCGUGGAUAGGACUCGCACCUCUCACUGUCCCACGCAAUGAGUUUGGUGUGGCAGUGCUAAACCACAAGGUGUACGUGGUGGGAGGCAUCGCCACACACAUGAGACAAGGCAUCAGUUAUCGGAGACACGAGAGCACCGUGGAGAGCUGGGACCCUGAAAGCAACACCUGGUCAUCAGUCGAGCGUAUGGCAGAGUGCCGCAGCACCCUAGGAGUGGUGGUCCUGGCCGGAGAGCUCUACGCCCUGGGGGGCUACGACGGCCAAUAUUACCUUCAGUCCGUGGAGAAAUAUGUCCCAAAGUUGAAAGAGUGGCAGCCAGUGGCGCCCAUGACCAAGUCCCGCAGCUGCUUUGCCACUGCAGUGCUGGAUGGCAUGGUGUAUGCUAUCGGAGGCUAUGGCCCAGCCCACAUGAACAGUGUGGAGCGGUACGACCCCAGCAAGGAUGCCUGGGAAAUGGUAGCCCCCAUGGCAGACAAAAGAAUCAACUUUGGAGUUGGGGUCAUGCUGGGCUUCAUAUUUGUGGUGGGUGGACACAACGGGGUAUCGCACCUGUCGAGCAUUGAGAGGUACGAUCCGCACCAGAACCAGUGGACAGCCUGUCGACCGAUGAACGAACCACGUACCGGUGUGGGCUCUGCCAUCGUGGACAACUACCUCUAUGUGGUGGGCGGUCACUCCGGGUCGUCCUACUUGAACACUGUCCAGCGCUAUGACCCCAUCUCAGACAGCUGGUUGGACUCGAGCGGCAUGUUGUACUGCCGCUGUAAUUUCGGCCUGACUGCCCUUUGACCCAUGGCCCAGCCAGCUAGGACCCAAUAAGAGAACUUAGACACAAAGACUUUUCUUUUUUGUUGUCUCCUCCUCCUCUCCCCAUCCAUCCUCCACGUGCAGAGGAGCGCUGCACACCAGUGGGAUCACCAGAGGAGAGAGAGCCUGCUGGGUGGAGUGGAUGUGCCAGAGUAGCUGGCAAGAAGUCCACAGACAUGGCUGCAGAGAUGAAGAGCUACAACGUUGUGUGGAAAACUAAGGAAGAUGGUCGCACGGCUCGGAUCGUCGCAGACAUCAGGGGACGACCGCACUACUGCUGCUGGACCACAAUAAGGACUCUGAGCCAUUUCCCAGAGGAUUGUGGGAGAAAUAUUGUCACUUUUUAUUUCAUAAUUCUGUUUCAGCAGAAUUUGGGGUUUGUUUCCCCUUCAUGCCAUCUAACGCUUUUAUAGUUUCAUCACCAUGUUUUCAAAACACUGCAGUUUGCUUUUUUUCUUUUUGUGUGUGUGCAAAAAGCUGAUUAGAGAGGAGGCAAAAAGAAGUACAACCAUAGAGAAUUCAUUACAAAAGAGAAGAGUAGCAUAGAAAAAAAAAAACAAGAUCGAACAAAUAACCUGUUUGCUUGUGAAUCCGUAUGAAUAUAUCGCGUGUGUGUUUGUCUGCGUGUAUGCUCCGGGAGUACGUGCAUGUCAGAUCGGAAUGUUUCGUUACAUGUUUGUGUGCAGAACUGAUCGACCCUGUGGUUCUGCAUCAAAAUCAGUGCUUCACAAAACAAACGUUAUAAUCUUUAUGUUUUCUUAAAAAGGGCUGCCUUUUUUUCCCCCUCUCUUGUUAAUGGUCGAAAACGAAAUAUGUAGAUAUGAAUAUAUCCUCCAGUGCAUUGCCUGUAAAUGUUUUUCUGCAUUGGAUCACUGGUGAGCGAAUGCCAGUAGUGUGUUUUUAGGGGUCAACGGGGAGAUGACAUUAGUGAUGUAAAAAAAAAAAAAAAUAAUAAUAAUAAUAAUCCCCGUAUCCUACCAUUUUGCGUCGUCCUAAGGUCACAGGUUAUGAACUCGCUUCUCUUAACAAUCAUUGGAAUUGACCUUGGCCCUCAUUUCACCCUUUGGUCUGUAUACAAUACCAACUGGUGCUAUAUUUAGUAUUCAGGAUGUAGCUGUCUGUGUUGCCUCCCACAACUGGGUCAACCUCUGUUCAGUGUCUACUUCACUACCACGUCAAACGUUCAGUCAUUUAAAAUUAUGUGCAUUUAAAUACGUCAAAUAACUGACAUGCCCCCA